Molecule: messenger RNA, 3830 nt
Organism: Scophthalmus maximus (turbot)
Lineage: Eukaryota; Metazoa; Chordata; Actinopteri; Pleuronectiformes; Scophthalmidae
Gene: txnrd2.2
Product: thioredoxin reductase 2, tandem duplicate 2
Exons: 17
Coding region: 21-1559 (512 amino acids)
Biological process (GO): cellular response to oxidative stress; cell redox homeostasis; glutathione metabolic process
Cellular component (GO): cytosol; mitochondrion
Molecular function (GO): flavin adenine dinucleotide binding; thioredoxin-disulfide reductase (NADPH) activity; glutathione-disulfide reductase (NADPH) activity
Source: RefSeq, a predicted model, not a curated record
GGUCCUUAUGCAAUAACAACAUGGCGGCCCUGUGCAGAGGCAAACACCGGUGGAGAAGGACUAACUGUUUGUAUGUCUCGACGAGAAACCUGACAGGGAAGUAUGACUAUGACCUGGUUGUUAUUGGUGGUGGUUCAGGAGGGCUUGCCUGCUCCAAAGAAGCCGCACAGUUGGGACAAAAAGUUGCUGUUUUAGAUUAUGUGGAGCCGACCGUAAAAGGUACAAAGUGGGGUCUUGGUGGUACGUGUGUUAACGUUGGCUGCAUUCCUAAGAAGCUCAUGCACCAGGCUGCUCUGCUUGGCGCCGCAGUCAAGGAUGCUAAGAAGUACGGCUGGCAGAUCACAGGGCCCGUCUGCCACGACUGGGCCACCAUGGCAGAGGCUGUUCACAACCACGUCAGGUCCCUGAAUUGGGGUCACAGAGUUCAGCUCCAGGACAAGAAGGUGAAGUAUCUGAACCUGAAAGGAAGUCUGGUGGAUAAACACACUGUUAAAGGAUUAUCCAAAGCAGGAAAAGAGACCAUCCUCACUGCCAAGAACGUCGUAAUCGCCUCAGGUGGACGGCCCAAGUGCCCUACAAAUGUCCCUGGAGCGAUGGAGCAUGGCAUUACCAGCGAUGACAUAUUCUGGCUGAAAAAGUCUCCCGGAAAAACACUUGUGGUUGGAGCCAGCUAUGUGGCUCUGGAGUGUGCAGGGUUCCUCACAGGCGUCGGCAUGGACACCACCGUGAUGGUUCGCAGCAUCGCCCUCCGGGGGUUUGAUCAGCAAAUUGCAGGUCUGGUGACAGACUACAUGAAGACCUACGGCACCAAGUUUGCAUGGAAGUGUGUCCCGAAGAGAGUGGACAAGCUCUCCUCCGGAGCCUUGCAGGUGACCUGGACUGACACCCAGACAGGCAACGAUCACAAGGACACGUUCGACUCAGUCUUAUGGGCAGUUGGUAGAGCCCCUGAAACCAAAGCCCUGGGCCUCGACAAGCUUGGCGUGCAACUCAACAAGGAGACGGGGAAAAUCGUUCUGGGUGCUGACGAAUCCACCUCGGUGCCAAACAUCUAUGCGUUUGGUGACAUUGGUGAGGGUCGCCCGGAAUUAACCCCGACAGCCAUAAAAGCAGGAAAGCUUCUCGCCCAAAGAUUGGCUGGUCAGACCACUGAGCUCAUGAACUACGACAGUGUGGCGACCACAGUAUUCACCCCUCUCGAGUACGGCUGUGUAGGUCUCUCUGAGGAGGAGGCUGAGAAGAGGCAUGGAAAAGACGGCAUAGAGGUCUACCAUGCUUUCUACAAGCCGCUGGAAUUCACUGUGGCCGAGCGUGAUGCCAGCCAGUGUUACAUAAAGGUGGUGUGCGAGCGAGCUGGAGAUCAGAAAAUCCUGGGUCUACACUUCACUGGUCCAAACGCUGGAGAAGUCACACAGGGCUUUGCGAUGGGCUUCCAGUGUGGGGCAACGUAUUCCCACCUGUUGCAGACGGUAGGCAUCCAUCCAACCUGCGCAGAGGAGGUGGUCAAGGUCAACAUCACCAAGCGCUCGGGCCUGGAUGCCACUGUCACCGGCUGCUGAGGUUAAGCGCCUCGGUCUCUGAACACAAGUGAGCACACAGGGUCCCUCUGUAAGGGUAAAGGGAAGGAGGCCUGGGUUUAUUGCACUCUUUCUCCUUGUCCCUCUCUCUCUCUCUCUCUCCAAAAUGGCCCCCCAAUUUCACCGCGCUCUCUCAGAUUUGAUGAUUGCACCUCCUGUGCAGUAGGGUUUCAUCUCAGGCUAUUCAUGGCUGCCAAGGUUAGGGUCUCUGAUACAUCAUCUGAUCACCAACACUAUGCUUAAUCCCACAUACAUACAUGUUGUGUGUAUGCUCUAAAAGUGCACAGUUACAGACCAGGUUAGCGAGAGCCGAGGGCCGCAGAGUGAGCUUCUUUUAAAUAAACAGGCUCAUCAAUCAGGAUUAAGGCCUGCGCGCAGGGUUGUGUUGAAACCAUCGGAGAAACGUAGACCUAACGUUUUUUCUCAAUAUAUAUUCUGCAAAUAUUGUUGUUCCUCCGCCUGUACUUCCUGUCCAUUAGUCUUGGAAGUGACACAUACCACACACCCCCCGCCCCCCCGUGACACUGAUGGAUGGCCCCAGAGCCGUCGCCGCAGCGACACCGCCCCAUUUCCCAUGGACACACACAAACAGUCGGCAGGCCGCCUGUCCGUCAGCUAGCGAGGACCUGGCCCGUGGAGCCCUGGCUUGUUUAGGGCCCAGCAGAGUCCAGCAGACCCCCAGGACUAUUUCUCUUCCUCCCAUGACCUCCUCCAACCCAAUUUAUGAUUUGGAAUGUAGAUGGACCACAAAUAUGUGCCGUCAAAAGCUACGUGGACGCCACAGCCAAGGCACAGAGCAACCCUAUCUAUUGAUUUCAUAUCUGCGAGAGCUCUGUUACUGCUGUACUACUCAGACACACCUAAAGGUGGCACUAUUGCCCUCCAAUUCUCCCUGUUUCUUCUGAGCCCAGACGGGAAGGCAGGAUAGAGUAGUCACUGGAUUAAAUAUAAGCCUGAAUACAUUCGGGUUGCACAUUUAAUCCCUUUAAUCCCUAUAAAAAAUGUGUGUUUUGGGUGCAGCUGGAAAGCAGACUGGCUUUAUUGGUGCCAAACUGAUUAGGGUUAUCUGUUGUGUAUUUACAUGGGUGACAGGUUAGGCCUCAAGAGUCAUCGCUAUCGAAGAUAAGGCGAGUUGUUUGUGUCAAUAAAGCAGUAAUAGACCCCACAGUUUGCCAAAGUGCCCAAAUGUUCAACCAGCUGCCUGUGCUGGACAUCGUGGCUCUAUUAAGUAGAGGUGGAGGAGGACUGUCAAUAAAGGUUUCUGCAACAGAAUCCGGGGCUGCUAAGAGUGGGUCGGUGGUUGUAAUUUAUUUUUAUUUGAAGUCUAAUCUGCCCAGUCUGAUUAAUGAUUUCGAUGAGGGGAGUGACAGCGUGCCAGGAGAUGGAGAAGGCAAAAAGAGAGAGAGAGAGAGAGAGAGAGAGAGCUGGCUACCAGGUUUAUUUGGACCGGGGCUACAGGAGAGAGAGAGCCGAGUUUCAGGCCUGGUUGGGGAGGGAAGGGGGAUUCCUGUGUGCUCUAUUCAGGGCCGAGGUGCUGACUGAAGGACCCUGACCUGCGCUCAGCGGGAACAGCUUGACUCUAUCACUCGGAGCACAGAGGUCUCACAUGCUGCAGUGCUGCGCAGCAGGGGCCAGGGGGGGGGGGUAGGAUGGCCAGGGGACAGACAGAACCAACCAGCCAACCAACACAACACCGAGCGGUACGAGGGUGUUUGCCCGGGGUAAUUGAGUCGAUGUUCCCGAGCUUAACGAGCCACUUCAGAGACCCCAGGGUGGGCCCAAGGCAACGUGAGGGAAGUCAUCGAGGCAGUUGGUGGAACUGUAAUGUCUGUUUUCUUUUUUACCCUCCACUUCCCUCCUGCUUUGUCUCAUCUGCUCUGUUAUUUUAUACACACCGCUCGCCCGCACGAUAAUGAAAUGGUACAAAUCUCUAACAUUUCUUGAUUUGUUUGUCCAUCAGUUCCUCCAGGCCCAGAGACUUAUACACCAGUUAACCUCACACGUGUAACCCCUAACCCCGCGGGGGGGGGGGGGGGGGGUCAGGGUUCAACUUUCAGGUCGGCCAGCUAAUGAUGGCCUGCGCUAAAACCCAAAACUGGGGAGUGCAGGCCUGAUGUCUACUGGCUGCCAACUUCAGUAGUUGUAAAUAGAGAUGUGUCAUUUUCCCAGUAAAGCUUUGUAAUACAUAAUUUAUAUGUAAAGUAAUAAGACAUUGGAAUGCACAGUCGCCAUUAAAGUAAUGACGCCCACUGA